AUGUUAGCCCGAAGCUUUGUUUGGUGGCCGGGGAUUGAUAAAACCAUUGAAGAGACUGUUCUCUCAUGUCAUGUGUGUCAGAGUACAAGGAAUGCUGUGGCUAAGGUGCCAUUAUGUCAGUGGCCUAGAGCUUCAAGUAGGUGGCAGCGCAUCCACGUGGAUUAUGCGGAAGACCCACUAACAAGACAACAAAUGCUCAUAGUUGUUGAUAGUUUUAGCAAAUGGCUAGAAGUGUUUAUCAUGAAAUCUACUACAUCGUUUAAAACCAUUGAAAAACUGCGUACGCUGUUUGCGUCUUUUGGCCUACCGGAAGAAUUGGUCAGUGAUAAUGGUCCCAAUUUUGCUAGUGGGGAAUUCAGAGAAUUUCUGAGCAACAACGGUAUUAAGUUUACGCUCUCACCUCCUUACCAUCCUGCCUCGAAUGGGGCUGCAGAAAGAUUUGUACAGGAAGUCAAGAAGAACCUUAAAAGACAGGUUAUGGCUAGUGGUUAUGAGACCAUUUCUUUACAACAUAAAUUGGAUAAUUUCCUCUUUGCAUUUCGCAACACACCCAGUACUGUCACUGGUGUUACCCCUGCGGAAUUGUUCCUUCAAUGGAAACCGAGAACUAAGUUGACAAUGCUUAAACCCUGUUUAUUGUCAGCCAUUGAUAAGAAGAGGGAGGCGCAGAAGGAAGCAGCCGAUAACCAUCGGGGAAGUUUCAGAUCCUUUGUGGAGGGAGAAAGGGUGCUUGUGAAGUCAGUACGGCAGGAGAUCAUUUCUUGGAUUCCUGGGAGAAUUUUGGAGCGGAAAAGUCCGUCUACUUAUGUGGUGAGCGUCCUGGGAGGUAAAAUACGUUUCUGCCACGCUGAUCAUUUGAGAUCUAGCAAGUUGACUGAGGAAGAGGAAGUAACAGUCAAUAGGCCGGUAGUGCAAUCUCCGAUCAAAUCCCCUGAGCACAAGUCUACUGUGGGAAUACAAACUCCGCCAGAGCGAUCACCUCGUGUCAUGGAAACUCGGAAUACAUCACCAAGACAACAACGGAGUGUAGGCCUACCAAAAUCUCCAGCUACGCACACUACAGACGAGCAUCCCGAAGUGCAGCCCAGCCAGCAGUGCAGCCCGCCAUCACUUCGGAGAUCUCAAAGGACUGUGCAAAAGCCGAAGCGGCUCGACCUUUAA
Macrosteles quadrilineatus (aster leafhopper) is the source of this 1161-nucleotide messenger RNA. RefSeq lists its product as uncharacterized. Gene Ontology annotation, biological process: DNA integration. Bases 1 to 1161 code for a protein of 386 amino acids. Gene Ontology annotation, molecular function: nucleic acid binding. Lineage: Eukaryota; Metazoa; Arthropoda; Insecta; Hemiptera; Cicadellidae. The record is from RefSeq and is a predicted model, not a curated record. The transcript has a single exon.